This is a messenger RNA of Mercenaria mercenaria, 1409 nucleotides long. RefSeq lists its product as uncharacterized. The record is from RefSeq and is a predicted model, not a curated record. The transcript has 2 exons. NCBI's taxonomy places the organism in Eukaryota, Metazoa, Mollusca, Bivalvia, Venerida, Veneridae. Bases 79 to 624 code for a protein of 181 amino acids.
AGGGCAGGAGCGUAACAUUAUUUUGUGGCAAGAAGCUAUCAUAAUGAUGAAAAUCAGGAAGGAUUGUACAGUGCACCUAUGCGACCACAAAGGGUAGCUGAAAGUCAUGGGUACGGCAUACGUGAUGACUUGGCAUACGUCAACCAAACCAACAUUGAAGAUGCAUCUUUGAGACCACAAAGGUUAACUGAAGGACACCAUUACGGCAUACCCGAUAAUAUGGCAUACGUCCACCAAAAUAGUUAUGAAGGUGCAUACAUGAGUUCUAAACCGGUUAAUGUGAAAAUACCUUCUUUUACAGGCAAAGUAGACUGGUCAACUUGGAUAGCCCGCUUUGAAGCAUUGGCUUACAGAUAUAGAUGGGGACGCGAAGAGAAACUUGACCAACUGCUGCCUAGAAUAGAGAGUCAGGCUAGCGAGUUUGUGUUUACACAACUGCAUUCAUCUGUUUUACAGAAUUAUGAAGAUUUGAUAGCUGAGCUCAGCAGCCGUUACCGUAAAAUUGAAACAGCCGGGUCGUUUGCUGUAAAGUUCAGCAACAGGGUGCAAAAGCAGGGUGAACCGGUGGAAGAGAACGCUGCAGAUCUGAAAGCAUUGUAUGAGAUGGCUCACAGAUACAGAUAGCAGGACAAGAGACGAAGAUCUUGUGCGUAGGUUUCUGGAUGGAUUGCUUGACGGAGACAUUAGAUUUCAAGUAGAAUACUACAAGGAACCAGCAAACAUCGAUGAGGCUGUCUUCCAUGUAGUGAACUUUAUACAGACACGAAAUUUCAGGAGGCUGAACAUGAGGGAUAAAGAGAGUUUUACCAGACGGAUGCUGGAAGAACAGUGUGCUGGUAAUCCAAAAAUUCAGACUUGUGAUGGUGAUGACAACAGUCAAAGUACUGAGAAGUAUGAUGGGUGCUGGAGCAUGGAUGACCAUGAAUGCAUGUAUAUAAACAGAAUUCCGGGCUGUAGGAAAAUAGAAAAUGACAGAAGUAACCAUACAGAUUACUCAAUCUAUCAAGACAGUGAACAAAUGAAGCUACUUCACCAUAUACUGGAGAGACUGUCAAACCUUGAAAAGGUAGGAGAACCUAACGGGCGGGCGGAUCACAACAAAAGAACAGCCACGGAAGAUAUGGAGUGCUUCCAUUGCCAUAAGAAUGGACAUUUGGCAAGAAAAUGUCCCUUAAAGAAGACCAGAGAUAGGAGGACCGACGACACGACAACGCAAAAGAUAAACAGACCUUUAAACUUUAAGGGACCGGCUCUUUCGGCCGAAGGGCAGUCCAAGUAAAUGAUAAAGAAAAGGACACAGACACUGCCAGGAACAAGGACCAAAGAAGUGAAGUAGCAGCUCACGAAGCAGACGAAAAUAGGGAGACAAGUUAUGGAAUUUAUAUUGAGGGUAGUGUUGAAGGGAUGCC